Molecule: messenger RNA, 1275 nt
Organism: Fomitopsis serialis
Lineage: Eukaryota; Fungi; Basidiomycota; Agaricomycetes; Polyporales; Fomitopsidaceae
Exons: 1
Coding region: 1-1275 (424 amino acids)
Source: RefSeq, a predicted model, not a curated record
AUGUCCCUAUUCCUACAUCUCCUUGUUGGUCCAGAGCUCAGGUACAUCAGCUUCAGUAUCCCUUCCUCUGACAACCCCGACGACCAGGCCUCCCUGGCGACUUUCAAAUCUGUUCUAGCUGCUCUCCGCAGCACUUGCCCUCUCUUGGAAUCCAUCGCAGUCAGCUCCGCUUGGAGGGGUCAGUCCGCUGAGUCGACGUCAUUACUGUCGUCGUAUCUCGCGAGCUACCGUAACCUCAAGUGUAUCAAAUGCCCAGAUAUUGAACUCGUAGUUCAAGAUGUCGCAAAACUGUCAUCCCUACCGUCGUUGGAGACGAUGGUCAUCCGAUUUUCAUCCAGUGGGGACGUCGAGUCUGGCUCAAAUAUCUCUCAAAUCACGCGAACAUGUCUCCACACUCCCGCCUCGACAUUCCCAUCUCUCAAGCACUUAGAGGUGCGCUCGUGCGAUGUGCGAUGCUACCCUCAACUCGCUUCGAUCAUGCUUCCCGUGAUCGAAACUCUCGAGGUGGAGUUGGAAACGACAGGACAAUCGAGACUCUCCCAGCCACUAUUUGCCCUCAUUGCCUCACAAUGUGCCUCGGAGAGCCUCUCCGCACUCUAUUUGCUGGAUUGUCGCGACGACGGGGACCUGGUCACAUGCCCUAACAUCGCGAUAUCGUCGUCUCACCUUCGUCACUUACUCAUCUUUCGCAAUUUGCGUCGUCUCGAGAUUGCGGCCAUACCCUGGUCUACAGAAUACGACGAUGGAGUCCUCAUUGAUGCGGCGACCGCGUGGCCCGAUUUGGAGUAUCUGGACGUCAACACUUCGGUGAGGGUAUCGGGCUGGAGAAGAUCCUCGUCCUACGCCACGCUGCGAAGCGUAUACGCUUUCGCCAAAAAUUACGGCAGAAUUAACCAUCUCGGUGUGUUGCUUGAUGCACAGGAACCUUCCCAGUACACCGAGCUACUUCCCAACCAAGACGAGUGGCAUGACGACGGGAGUUUACAUACUCUACCGAACUUAGCAGUCUUGGACCUGGCGUGGUCCACGAUUGACGAUCCCGAGCGGGUAGCUAUGAUGCUAUCAUAUUUCCUUCCUGAAGAUGUCCGGUUCAAACUCGGUACGAAUGGCGUAUACGUUGCGGAUCCUGAAGAGAUGGAGGCGGUGGAAAUGGAAAGAUUUAUCCCACUUUGGGAGCGUGUCAUGGUUCUUUUCCCGCCCAUAUGUCGCGUGCGGACGCAAGAGCGAGCACGAGCGCGCAGACUCAUUGCUAGUGGCAAUAUCGGCGCGGUCUGA